AUGUCCAUGAGAAGUAGCAUAGACUCACCGAUGAUUAAAUCCCAACAUCAAACAGAUAUUGUGCUACGAGAAGGCGACCCCCCCAGUAAUGGCGGUGGUUUUAAGGGUAAAAAGCCGUUGUUAAAUAGGGUGACAUUAGGUACGAAGAGGAUCAAGAAGUACCGAUUUAUUAGAAAAUGGCUGCUUCCCGAUGUUAUCUUGGGUCUGAUUUUGAUUGUCUUGAAUAUUCCAUGCUAUUACUUUAAGCCGUUUGAACGUCAAUUUACAAUUAACGACAUUUCUAUCUCCCAUCCUUUCGCAACGCAGGAACGGGUAUCAGACAAGGGCUUGGCAAUUUAUUCUUUGGUAAUUCCCAUUAUCGGUAUAAUAGUUAUUUCCUUAGUGCUUUCUGACCCUAGACAUAGGUAUUUCAUGCUCUACGUGUCGCUAUUAGGCCUAUGUAUGUCGUAUUUGUCCGCCAUGCUGGUUACGAACUUCGCCAAAAACUGGUUUGGGCACUGUAGGCCAGAUUUCUUGGCCAGGUGUAUUCCCCGCGAAGGUCUUCAAAAUGACGUUCUUUACACUGCCCAAGAAGCCUGCACUACAGAUAACCGUUCCAGGCUUCUAGACGGGUUCCGCAGUACUCCUUCAGGACACACUAGUUUAAGCUUGGCAGGCCUUGGCUACCUGUUCUUGUGGGUAUCCGGCCAAUUACUCACAGCGCGUACCAGUGUAGGCUCCUGGAGAAAGGCGGUCUCUUUUGUUCCACUUUUGGGUGCAACCUAUAUUGGCCUUUCUAGAACGCAGGACUACAGGCACCACCUUCUUGACGUUUUAUUGGGUGCUAUCUUAGGCGCCUGGAUGGCUUGGUGGUGGUAUAGGAGAUUUUUCCCUGCUUUGGAUUCAAGGCUUCCAUUCAAGCCACUAUUGGAUGACAGCGCAGUGGAUAUUGACGACGAUGAGGUUGCAUUGCCAAGAGCAGACGAAGAGAUGGCCGUUCACACAAUCGCACAAUGA
This is a messenger RNA of Eremothecium sinecaudum, 996 nucleotides long. It is a transcript of the gene DPP1, whose product is annotated as bifunctional diacylglycerol diphosphate phosphatase/phosphatidate phosphatase. The record is from RefSeq and is a predicted model, not a curated record. Gene Ontology annotation, molecular function: phosphatidate phosphatase activity. Gene Ontology annotation, biological process: phospholipid metabolic process. The coding region runs from base 1 to 996 and encodes 331 amino acids. Lineage: Eukaryota; Fungi; Ascomycota; Saccharomycetes; Saccharomycetales; Saccharomycetaceae. The transcript has a single exon.